Aspergillus oryzae RIB40 is the source of this 531-nucleotide messenger RNA. Its product is annotated as LysM peptidoglycan-binding domain-containing protein. The coding region runs from base 1 to 531 and encodes 176 amino acids. The transcript has 2 exons. Lineage: Eukaryota; Fungi; Ascomycota; Eurotiomycetes; Eurotiales; Aspergillaceae. The record is from RefSeq and is a predicted model, not a curated record.
AUGAUUUACUGGACCACUCUUGUCCUGGGCUUGCUCCUACAGCUGCUGUCUGUCAGCGCUGGCACAACGCUCGCCACAACCACCACAUCCUCAUCAAAAUAUGAGCCAACCCAACCAGGUAUACCAUCCAACUGUGACAAGUUCCAUCUCGUCGCGGCCGGGGAUCAGUGCGGUACCAUCGAGGCCAAGUACGGCAUCACCGACGCCCAAUUCAAAGCCUGGAAUCCUACUAUAAACUCUGGAUGCACCAACCUCUGGCUAGACUACUACGUCUGCGUCCACGUCCCGGAUGACACAACGACGACAACAACGAGUAAAACACCCGGUCCCACGGACACUGCUCCCGAGCCGCGGAUGCCCGGCAUCGUGAGUAACUGUAAGAAAUAUUACCUGGUCAAGAAAGGUGACGACUGUUACUCUAUCGAUACUGCCGCGGGUAUUACGCUCGCUCAGUUCCGCUCGUGGAAUACGAUGAUUGAUGCGGCCUGUACCAAUUUGUGGGUGGAUUAUUACGUCUGCAUAGGUGUUUAG